Messenger RNA from Ogataea philodendri, 375 nucleotides. RefSeq lists its product as uncharacterized. The record is from RefSeq and is a predicted model, not a curated record. The transcript has 2 exons. The coding region runs from base 1 to 375 and encodes 124 amino acids. Lineage: Eukaryota; Fungi; Ascomycota; Pichiomycetes; Pichiales; Pichiaceae.
AUGGAACCCCAAGCUCCAGCUUUCGAGGUGGACCAGGACUUCAUUUUUUGGCCGGUCUUCAAUGAUUUCAUCCUUGUUGAUAAGGUCAUCAACGUCGACAAUUUCGUGGUCAUCGCCUUCGUUGUAGACAACCUCGUCAAUACCGUUAUUGACUGGCUCGACGUGGACAGAGGUCAACUCUCCCUCUUUAGAAAAGUUUCUGGUGACGGAAACGGAUUUCACAAGCAAGUUAUCCAUAUUGAUUCCCAAAAUAUCGCCUCUAGAAGACCAUUUUCCACGUGGACAGUCGCUUCCAAAAACCAGAAUCAUCAGGGCAGUUGCCAUCAAGAUCAAGAAUGGUCCAAUGACGAAAGCAUAAGACCAGGAAUGAUGUAA